AUGUCCAAGAGAUUUGAUGUGUGGUGUGGAUCAGUCGGUGCCAGUGCAGUGGCGGCAGUCUGCUCGUUUCUCUUUGCGAUCGGAAUGUCAGCAUGGGGAAUUGUCAUUUAUUCACAGUUUUUCGGGACGCUCAGUAAUUCUGCCACUUGUCAAGCAAAGACCAUUCUAGAUUUAUUGCUGACGUAUUCUAUUGUGACUGUUAUUUCAGGAUUGUGCAGCUUUGGCUCAAUUUUCAUGGCUGUUUUAGAUGCAUGUGUUUUUCAAGCAUCUCAGAGAAAGGAGGAUCGUCAAAAAUCAAGACCAUGUUAUUCCAUUGCUCAAUGUUGUAUUGGAAUCAUUGGGUGCGCCACUUUGGGACUUUUAAUUGCAAUGACAGUUUUCCAAUAUGCCAACUCUUGUAAAACUGAGCAAACAAAAUUAUAUGACAUGAUGCAUCCUUAUUUAAUUACUCAAUAUUGUGCCAUUCCAAUUUUAGGAUGUCUGUUGGGAUGUUUUGUUUGUUUCGUGCAAUGUUGUAUUGCAAUGAGGUCUGAAAAUACGGAUUAUAUUCGUGUGGAAAAUAUUAUGCAUUAA
Molecule: messenger RNA, 573 nt
Organism: Naegleria lovaniensis
Lineage: Eukaryota; Heterolobosea; Eutetramitea; Acrasida; Naegleriidae
Exons: 4
Coding region: 1-573 (190 amino acids)
Source: RefSeq, a predicted model, not a curated record